Messenger RNA from Bradysia coprophila, 796 nucleotides. RefSeq names its product peroxynitrite isomerase THAP4-like. NCBI's taxonomy places the organism in Eukaryota, Metazoa, Arthropoda, Insecta, Diptera, Sciaridae. The record is from RefSeq and is a predicted model, not a curated record.
AAAGUAAUAAGAACUUGUUAUUACGAUCCGAGUGAAUUUAGCAGUCAAACAUCAAAACAGAAACAAUUAUUUAGAAUCGUUGAACCAUUCAUUCCUUUUUCAUCCAAUAUCGUUGGUAUAAUUUCAAAAAAUAAAGUCACAAUGACCAGCGAAAUUCCCGAAAUCCUUCGUCCAAUCGCUUGGAUAGCUGGCGUAUGGCAAAGUAAAAAUGGUGCCGGCCACUAUCCAACCAUUUCCGAUUUUUCCUACAACGACAAAAUCGAAUUUCGACUUUGCGGCAAACAACCACUAUUCGCCUACACUGGAUCAUCGUCGCAUCCCGAGCGCGGCAAUCCCAUGCAUCUAGAAAGUGGAUUCCUACGUGCACAUGCCGGUACAACAGCGGUAUCGUUUAUGGUGGCCCACAAUUUUGGGCUGACCACAGUUGAAGAGGGCUCUUGGGAUCGAUCGUCGAUAUCGUUGAAGUCGACUAGCAUUGGAAGAAUGAACGGGGCUAAGGAACCACAAGUCUUAGGCGUUGAGCGAACAUUUAGGCUUGUCGAUGAGAAUACGUUGGAACAAGAACUGAGUAUGGCCACAUCGAAUACACCGGAUUCUACCAAACAUUUGAAAGCAACUUACACUCGUCAACAGUAAUUAGUUCUCUGGAUUGAAAGGAAAUGAGUUGGAAUAGAGAUUAGAGACUAAGCGAAAUAGGCUGCGUUAUGUCUUAGUUGAGUUGGUGAUAUAAUUUUAGAAUUGUGGAAGUAUGUUCAACCGUUUAAAGAAUUAAAGAAAAAUUAAGAAAAAGAAAACU